AGAAUGACAUGCCAUCAGUUGAUUUUCUACAUCCCACAUCAUUAUUAAGAACUUAGAAUGCAUGAUGUGCGCUCGUUUCAACAGAUCCGGUUUAUACCUGGAAUGUAAGGAUCCCCAAGGAAUUGCAUCGGAAGUCUCGUGGAGAUUACGUCAUUCUUGGAGGACAUGGGCCUUUGGCACAAGUUCAUUAUGACAUUGGAAAGGAUGAAGCAGGACACCCGCUUCCUCUGCUUACUACUGAUGUGUUCUCGAGGGACCGCAUUGGAUGUGGAUAUCACAGGGAAAAUGUUCACGCAACUCGUUGAUACGAAUGCAACGAUCCAAAAUCCCCUCCUCACCAGCACCGGCGUGGAUGUCUUCACUUGUGCCGAUUCAUGCACUAGGAAUCCCCAAUGCAAGCUGUUUUCCUUGGAGACGAGACCCACCACUACCACCUGUCAAUUGGGAGGCAAUGCGUCCAUUCUUCAGGCUAAUCCCGCUGGAAUGUCCUCUACCAUUUAUUAUGAUGACGCACUCUUCCCAAAAGACUACACCUUCGCCAUGAUCACCGAUCAGAUCCACUUCAUCAAGUUCCCUAAUGUGAUCCAGAACUACACCACGGCGCGAACGACUUGCAAGGCGGACGGCAUGGGACGACUGAUCAUGGACGACAAGGGUCAAGCGUGGCACAACUGGAUCUGGCAGUACGUCUACCCUAAGAUGGGUGGGACGAAUGGAAUGUGGUUAGGAAUUGAUGACUCGCAGCAGGAAGGGGCCUGGAAAUGGAAUGACGGGACAACACUGUCCACGUCGUUCUGGAAUAGCGGAGAGCCUAAUGGUGGUACCGUGGAAAAUUGCAUCUCGAUUUGGAGACCAUUCAGCGGCAAGUGGAUCGACUACUCCUGUCCUCAGCAGGAGUGGGUGCUCUGCGAAGUCCGCUGGCCCUAG
Molecule: messenger RNA, 927 nt
Organism: Darwinula stevensoni
Lineage: Eukaryota; Metazoa; Arthropoda; Ostracoda; Podocopida; Darwinulidae
Source: the annotation of a GenBank genome assembly